AUUUUAAAGCAAGCAAGCUAAGCUCCCGGCCAUUAUGCUCACUUAAAGCAUGCAAUGGCUAAUCCGUUUGAUUACUACAACAACAACGUUAACGUUCCGCCAAACCCCACCCCUUCUCUACAAAUUCCUGAUCCAUCCCACCAUAAUACUACUGCGGCUACUGCUACUGUUACUGCAUUUCAAGACCACCCUUCACCUUCUGGCGGGCGUGGUUCGCCGCGGAGGCACCAUCUUUACCGGGGAAUCAGGUGGAGGAACGGGAAAUGGGUGUCUGAAAUCCGUGAGCCCAAGAAAACCUCACGGAUAUGGCUCGGCACCUACCUCACUCCAGAAAUGGCCGCUGCAGCCUACGACGUGGCUGCUCUGGCGCUCAAAGGCCCUGAUGCCCCGCUCAACUUCCCCGACUCCGUUGUCUCCUACCCAAUUCCCCGCUCUCACUCCGCGGCGGAUAUCGCCGCCGCGGCUGCGAGAGCUGCCGCCUCUAGAGCACCGGCUCCGUCAAGUACUGGGCAUGGCGGCAGUAGCAGUGAAGUGGCGGGGGCUUCGUCAACAACAGUAGUGCCACAGAAGGCGGAGGAGGAAGAGUUCGUGGAUGAGGAGGCGCUGUUUGACAUGCCGAACCUGAUGGUGGACAUGGCUGGAGGCAUGAUGGUAAGCCCGCCGAGGAUGAAGCCAUCGCCGCCACAUGGUGACGACUCACCAGACUACUCUCUCUGGAGUUACCCUUAAUCAUAAUAAUUAAUUAAGCUAAGUGCCAAUCUAAGGCUUAUCGAUUAGUUUCUUUAAUUUUCGAGCCGCCGCUGCAUAUAUACCUAUAUCUAUAUAUAUGUGCGCGCAGUUAUGUACGUAUCGUAUCCUUCCACUUAUAGCUUCACUACGUCGUAUAGUACGUAUUAGAUAUGAUGUAAAGCUGUUUCAUGUUUUUGCUUCAGAUCAAUCUGGCCUGGGAAGAUCAGAUUUGAAGCAGCUUAGUCAAUUUAAUAUCGUAUUGUGUUUAAUUUUAAUUUUGUAUGUAUGUAUGAGCUGAGGUUACGUUGUAGCCCAGCAUCGAUCAUAUCAUAUGUGAUCGAGUUUGGGUUCUUCAAAGCUAUGCUAUGAAUUGAAUGAGAACUUUUAGUUCCUUAAUUUUUA
Messenger RNA from Ipomoea triloba (trilobed morning glory), 1131 nucleotides. Its product is annotated as ethylene-responsive transcription factor ERF027-like. Gene Ontology annotation, molecular function: DNA-binding transcription factor activity; DNA binding. Gene Ontology annotation, biological process: regulation of DNA-templated transcription. The coding region runs from base 55 to 729 and encodes 224 amino acids. NCBI's taxonomy places the organism in Eukaryota, Viridiplantae, Streptophyta, Magnoliopsida, Solanales, Convolvulaceae. The transcript has a single exon. The record is from RefSeq and is a predicted model, not a curated record.